AUGGAGAAGGGCGGUCACGGCGGGAAGUCGGCGGCCGUCCCGGCCCCUCACUUGCAGCCGCCGCAGCCUCGGAAGGAGAGGCCCAGCAUGUUCGAGAAGGAGGCAUGAUAUGCGCAGAUUUUGAGAGAAAGACUGAGAGAAUCAUUUCAUGAUGUUCAGUAUGUAGAGCCUCCAUUUGAUGAUUCAAUUGCUGAUUUAGGUAAAGAAUGGAAGAGUGCCCUGGCAAAAUUAAAGUUCGCUAAUUCAUAUAGAAUGGAGCCAUUGAAAAAAUUCCAAGCUCAUUCCGUGGAAACUAAAGUCCAGCAGAUAUUAAAGGAAAGUCUUAAAGAUGUCAAAUAUGAUGAUAAAGUCUUCUCUCAUUUGUCACUUGAAUUAGCAGACCGCAUAUUGUCAGCAGUGAAAGAAUUUGGGUACCACCGUUACAAGUUCAUUAUAAAAGUAUUAUUUAUUCAAAAGACCGGUCAGGCAAUAAAUGUUGCCAGCAGAUGGAUCUGGGAUGUGGCAUGGGACAGCUGGGUUGCUGCGAAACAUGAAACGGAAACGUACGUGGCCUUGGCCCUGGUGUUUGCUCUUUAUUGUGAGUAGGGAGUGUUUACUCCUCAACUUUGCAGAGACACAGGACAUCUGUAGAUCUGUGAACCUCACAGUAGACGUUGAUUCCCUGCACUUUGGCCUCCAGUUGAAGCUUCAUUGUAUCAUUUUAACAGCAAACAAGUAAAAGCUGGAUUGUUUUUACCUUUAUAAUUUACUAGUUAUCAUAUUUAUUAACGCUCUGUUACCCCCAAAGUAGGAAAGUAUGAGUGAGUGACACAUAGAGAUAGAUAGAUAUGAAUAUAUAAGUGCUUAGAGUGGAUUCUAACAUAGGGAAAUUAUCAUUCUUGUUAGAUUUAAGACAAUCAGAAUUUGCUAGAGGAAAUUAUGACACAACUUAGUAAAGUGUCAAUUAAAUGUUAAAAUCGAUUUUGGAAAACUUCUAAAGGCAGAUGUACUUUUGAAUGGUAUUUUAAUAUGUUGUAUGCGUUCUUUUGAAAGGAAUUACCAAGUUUGAAAGAAAGACACUUUCUAUAAUGUAAUUAUACACUUUCUAAUAACGUAGUUAGCACAUCCCUAACCAAUCAAAAUGCUUAAAAUGUGUGGGUGUUC
This is a messenger RNA of Lynx canadensis (Canada lynx), 1143 nucleotides long. RefSeq names its product dynein light chain Tctex-type 2 (gene DYNLT2). Lineage: Eukaryota; Metazoa; Chordata; Mammalia; Carnivora; Felidae. The record is from RefSeq and is a predicted model, not a curated record. Gene Ontology annotation, biological process: microtubule-based movement. Gene Ontology annotation, molecular function: dynein intermediate chain binding. Gene Ontology annotation, cellular component: cytoplasmic dynein complex; cytoplasm.